Panicum hallii is the source of this 662-nucleotide messenger RNA. RefSeq lists its product as uncharacterized. The transcript has a single exon. Lineage: Eukaryota; Viridiplantae; Streptophyta; Magnoliopsida; Poales; Poaceae. Bases 80 to 364 code for a protein of 94 amino acids. The record is from RefSeq and is a predicted model, not a curated record.
UGCACUGGCAACAAAAAGCACACACGUGCGCAUACUACUACAGAGAUAUAGAGCAUUCCUGGGCUGAUCGGUGGCGAGAAUGGCAGCGAAACUCGUCAGGGCGCGAUCACCGGCGGCCGCCGCCGCCCUGCUCCUCGCGGCGGCGUGCCUGGUGCUCGCGGCGACGGUCGCGGACGCCAGGCCGCUGAUGAGAGAAGAGCUGCCGUCGUCGUCGGUGGUGGUGGAGUCGCCGCCGGCGGGCGGCAUCCAGACGGUGGUCGGGGCCGCGGAGCACGACGGCGCCGGCGCCCGCAAGUUCGCGAUGAGCAUCGACAUGCUCCGCGGGGUGAAGGACUCCGGCCCGAGCCCCGGCGCGGGGCACUAGCGAGCUAGCAAGCUAGGCGCCCGGGUGCGGCAGGGAAUGGCGGCAAGCUAAGGUCACUCAGCUGUUCUAGCUUACAGGCACGCAUGCUAGUAUACUUUACCGGACGGGCUCAUGUUCUUUGGUGCAGUACUAUGUUUUGUUUGUUCUUUACUAUAUGUACGGUUGGCAUGUACGUAUACAGCAAAAUACUCCUAAUGACGAAGCACCGGUACAUAGACGUGCCUGUUUUCAGGUGCGAUAGCUUAAUUAUCUUGUAACAUGUAACCGCACAUAUAUAUAUAUAUAUACGGCGUCUUGG